Hydractinia symbiolongicarpus is the source of this 1806-nucleotide messenger RNA. RefSeq names its product alpha-(1,6)-fucosyltransferase-like. The transcript has a single exon. Bases 76 to 1746 code for a protein of 556 amino acids. NCBI's taxonomy places the organism in Eukaryota, Metazoa, Cnidaria, Hydrozoa, Anthoathecata, Hydractiniidae. Gene Ontology annotation, molecular function: alpha-(1->6)-fucosyltransferase activity. The record is from RefSeq and is a predicted model, not a curated record. Gene Ontology annotation, biological process: protein N-linked glycosylation.
CACAUGCGAUGCUUUUUAAAAAUGCGUCACGAGGCUAAGUGAAAGCAUAACAUAGAAAGUUUUGUAGCAGCAGCUAUGAGAAAGUUAGUUGCAGUUUUUACGCUCGUUGUUCUUUGCAUGGUUUUAUGGCGAUGGGAAUUAUAUAAAAGUUUUUAUGGGUCGGUAAACAACAACACGGUUAAUGUUAUAUCAAUGAAUGAUACCAAAAAAAGUUCAGGAAGAAAAAACAAUAAAAACUCUAAAGAUUCUAGAAAAUUUAAAAACGAGAAUCGACGAGUCAAGUCAAACUUGUCAUCAUCGGAUACCAAACGCAAGAAAAAUAAUAAACAAAAAUACCAAUCCGCCAAAAGAAAAUCUAAGAAAGAACCGCGGAAGAAUGUAACGGGCUCACGAAAUCAUCCAUUAAGAAAUAUGUCAACGUUUACUUCUUUAGAAGACGUUCAUAACGAAAUAAAAAACCAGCUAGUUUUUCUGCAAGAGGAAGGAGAUUGUGAAAAAAAGAAAAUUUUACAUUGUGAAAUAAUUAAUAAUUUUGCUGGACUGGGUUCGAUGAUGCAUAGGUAUGGAGCUUGUAUACAAGUGGCUUAUGGGCUGGGAAGAAUGUUUUUUAUCGAGCAGAACACUUACAAAAAUAUUGGUGGUUUAAGCCAAUGGCUUUUGUCAGAAUCGACUAGAUGUGGAUACAUAAAAGAGAAAUAUCAUCGCACACUUCGAAAUCCUAAAGAAUAUUAUAAAAACGUUUGUAGAACGAAUGAUAAAAAUUGCUACUUAGAGAACGGAUAUGAUUUGAACAAUACUUAUAAAAUUAUAAUUUUUUAUCCUCAGGCAGAAUUUCCAACUCCGAGGCAUAUUCCAGGAACCAUACCGAUGCGCCUCGAAAAAACAUUGCAAAGACUUCACGUAGCGGACCCAAGGCUUUGGUUUUCUGCACAAAUGCUGUCUUUUUUCUUAACACCAAAUAAAAAAUUCCGAAAGAAAUUGAAUAUAAUACGGAGCGAAAUAAAGUUCAGGCAUCCUAUAGUUGGAAUGCAUAUUAGACAUGCUCCACAUAAAAUGACUGAGGCAAAUUACUACGAAGAAUCGUCAUACACACGUUAUGCUGAGUUGUUUUUUAAAGAACGCAACUACACAAAGAAGCACAGGAAUGUUUACAUAGCAACCGAUGUUUUAAAAUCGAUUAAUCGAGUCAAAAAGUUAUUACCAGCUAACCACGUGAUCACGAUGCCGAUAUUAAUGAGAAAGAAAUCAUUACGUUUAUAUCGCGUAAAAAAACAACCGAAAGAGGUUAUUGAGGCAAUGUUUAUUGAUUUAUUCUUUCUCGCUCAUUCAGAUUAUAUUGUAUGCACGCUAAGUUCAAAUGUAUGUCGGCUCGUCUAUCUGAUGAAGCUAGCUAAAUCCCCAUAUACCGUGGAAAAUAAGUUAAAAUCCCUAGACGUGGAAAUGUUUUAUGAUUAUACGGGUUUUCGAUAUGCGAAAGGAAAUGGAAUUCAGCCAACCACUGAGUAUAAAUUUCAUAACUAUACGCCCAUUGCAGGGCGCACACUCUGCGUAGCAGUAAGAGCGAACAAAGGAAACGCGGGAUUGGUUCAAUAUACCGCGGGGGACGUAUUUGUAUCGGAAGAUUGGGAAAGUAACAAUGACUUGAUGUUUGUAAAACAAAUCUACAAAUAUGAUAAAAAAGGAUAUGUGAAAUUUAAAGAUUUUAUUCGUUGGCCGGGAGAACCUAGUUAUCAUUUUUAUAGAUAACUGUUAUUUUAGAUCAAUUUUAAAAAAAACGAUAGAUAUAAAUUAUAAAAGUGAAUAAAA